AUGAAAGCCUUAACAAUCGAAAAAUAAGCUGAAAUCUUUGCUGCAGUAGGUAUCAAAUUAAUCAAGCCUCUUUAAGAAGAGAAAAUAGAAAAUUUCAUUCAAACAUUUCCACUUAGGCUACGCUAAAGGGCAGAAUAGAUUAGCUCAGAAAUCUCCGUAUAUGGAUACAGGAUCAUAAAGUUUAUUUCCAAAUGUAGAAAUGGAUUUGUUUUUGCAGCAAACAAAGGUAGGGUGAGAUUUGCUAUUAAAGCAUAGCUAAACAGAGUAGAAACUGAUGACGGAGAAAUUAACAUGCUAUUAAAAAAUAGGGAACUUCCUGACAACUUAAAAUUUUACAAUAACCCAUAUAUUCUCUCUUACAUAGAUAGCUUUGAGACAGUUGAUUUCCAUUACACAGUCACAGAAGAAUGCAGAUGCAACCUUUCUGACUUCAUUAAAUAGGUGAAUAUUAAAUACAAUGAAGAUACACCUCUCUGUUUCAACAGAUAUGCCUUUUAGCUUUUGAUUGCAUUAAAACAGCUAUAAACAGGACCCGAACAUCCAAAUUCAAGUAGAUUUGUGAGUCAUAUAAGGCCAGAAGAUAUCUUGAUAAAUUACAACUCAGAAAUUAGAUUAAAUCCUAAUUUUGGAGAAAGCUAAGUAACACUAGGAAUUAUCCCUUUUUGUAAUUCUCAGUUUAGCUCAAACUAAAUGAAUGUUAGUUGUAUAAAUAGAUUUUCUGUUUCAUAUGCUCAUUUACUUUUGUACAUUAAUGGUAUGCAAGAAAAAGAUAUUUUAACUAAUUGGUUAAAAUAAUCAUCAUAUAGGAUGGGUUAUAGAAGUGAUGGACUCGACUCAGUUAGUUCAAGAAUAAUUUCAAACAAGCAAGAAAAUUACGAAUAAUUAAAAGAUGUUUACAAACCAGAUUCUGAUUAAGGCAAUUAAACUCUUGUUUUAAGGCUAAAGUAGAACUUAGAUAGGAUAUGUGAAUAGUACUACGUAGAUAACUAAGGAGAAACAGUUUAUGCUCUUGGUAAAGGAAAGUGCAUCACUGCAUAAUAAUAUAAUUAAUUAUAUGAGCUAUCCUAAGUUUAAUGUUCUGAAGAAUAGAAAGAAUAAAUAGGAGAAUAAUUAGAUGAAGAAAUGAAUAGGAUUGAAAAGAAAUAUAGAAGAAUUCUUUUUGUUUAAGAGAUUUUAAAUGCUGGUCAAAGUUAAAGAUCUAGAAGAUCUUCUACACAAAGAGACAUAGAAAGAUUAAAGUAAAAGCUUAUUAAUCUUUUAAAAAGCUUCUUUUCUAUGUAAUAAAAAUUAGCUUAAUUUGUAGAAAAGAAAAAUAGAUAGCUAAAAUAAGCUGUUGUUAAUGAUGGAGGAGAAGAUGAAUAAAAUUUAGAAGAGACAUUAAGUAAAUAACCAUAACUAGUUUUUCUUAAAUAAAAUAGCGUUGAAGCAUUAAAUGCUCCUAAAUUAAAUCCUCUACCUAUUAUUGAAAUGAAAGCUUAUAAAGAUUGA
This is a messenger RNA of Tetrahymena thermophila SB210, 1488 nucleotides long. RefSeq lists its product as hypothetical. Gene Ontology annotation, molecular function: protein kinase activity; ATP binding. The record is from RefSeq and is a predicted model, not a curated record. The transcript has a single exon. Gene Ontology annotation, biological process: protein phosphorylation. Lineage: Eukaryota; Ciliophora; Oligohymenophorea; Hymenostomatida; Tetrahymenidae.